AUGACUGAUAGAACUGGUUUACUGGCGAGUGGUACACUACUGGUUGAUUAUAUUACAGUUAUUGAUCAUUUUCCUGCGGAAAGUUCGUUGGCAUCGAUAUUGUCUGAAUCAACAACCGGUGGUGGUGGGUCAUUUAACAUACUCAAAGAUCUUUCGGCAAUGAAAGUUAAUUUUCCAUUGUCGAUCUGUGGUCUAGUUGGUGACGAUGAAAACGGUAAAUGGUUAAUAGACGAUUGCAAACAAUCUCAUAUUGAUGUGUCACAAUUACACGUGAGCAAUGUGGCUCCUACCUCGUACACAUAUGUAAUGUCUGUAGAAAAAACUGGUCGACGAACAUUUUUCAAUCAACGUGGAACAAAUGCUCUAUUGAAUGAAAACCAUUUUAACUUCACGAAAACCAAUGCAAAAUUCUUUUAUCUUGGCUACCUCACUCUGUUAGAUCAACUUGAUGCUUUUUCAUCAGAUGAUCCUACUCGAACAGUUGCCUCAAAAUUAUUAGAGUGUGCCUUAAAUUCUGGUUUAGAGACUAUAAUCGAUUUUGUUAGUGCAUCAAAUACAAAUUAUUCAAAAAUUGCUAUAUCAUCGAUGCCCUACGUAGAUCAUUUGAUUUUGAACGAAACCGAAGCUGGUUUUAUCGUUGGUCGAUCUUUAUCAGAUUUGAAAACAAUUCAAUAUGCUGCUAAAGAAUUAUUAAAUUAUGGUGUGCGAAAAACAGUUACAAUUCAUUUUGAUGAUGGAGCCGUAACAGCUGUAAAAAAUGAUGACAACCUUUAUGUACAAGGAUCGAUCAUUUUACCAGAUGGUUUCAUUAAAGGAGCUGUUGGUGCUGGAGAUGCAUUUGCAGCUGGAAUUAUUUUCGGAACGCACGAGCAAUGGUCCAUCAAAGAUCGAUUACGUUUAGCUGUUUGUGCAGCGGCGGCUUGUUUAAAUGAUUCAACACCAUGCGCUGGAGUAAGAACAGUAGCUGAAUGUUUAGAACUUGAAAAGUUUGGCUAUCGAACUUUAGAAAAUUAA
Molecule: messenger RNA, 1014 nt
Organism: Didymodactylos carnosus
Lineage: Eukaryota; Metazoa; Rotifera; Eurotatoria; Philodinida; Philodinidae
Source: the annotation of a GenBank genome assembly